AUGCGUACUAUCGUACGUACUUGGCAGUGGGCUGACCGGCUGACUAAUGCGCGUCAAGUGGUCAAAGGUUACUGGAGUGUAGAACCGUUUGAAAUGCCUGUACGUCCAGACCGGUUGUCUCAACGCUCGAGCCAAAGCCCAGAAGACGAGGUUAAGUGUCGACGGGAAAGGGGAAAACUAGCACAGCGGGCAUUUAGACAGAGACAGAUUGACACUAUUCGUUCGCUGAAAGAAAGGAACCAGAAGCUGUGUGAUGCCAUAAGCACAAUCGGGCAGGCAGCUGCGGUGGGCAACGAGGCCUUGAGCAAAGCUAUCGCAGAUGCUCAGCGUCUCGCCCUUAGUAACACUAGCGCGGACGCAGCCGAGGACAUUCAGAACCAAAAAGAAUCGGAUGAAGACCUUUCAGCGAGCCACGGAGAAUCUGAGAUGAGCAAUGAUUGUCGCAUCAUGAAGCAGUAUCUCUUCGACUCGACAAGUUUGAAGAUACAACAACAAGAACGGCAAAACCCAAGUGUUGCAAUGGUAUUAUCAACAGAGAACCACGGCUUCUGCACACCAGCCUCGACGGGUGGACCUACGGCAGACAUUAAUUAUGAUUUUUACGCCGGGUUGGAGGCAGAUCGCAACAUUAUGAUUGCAUGGGCACCCCCCGAUAUCAAACCAUUCACGGGAGCUGCUGCAUACACCGUGGCGGGUCAGAUCCACUGGGUCACAUUGGCUUACAGCUACGCAGCCGUCAAAGCAGUCCGAGACUGUCCUAACAACAGAUCGUCAGAGGCGUUUGAGUUUGUUAACCAGGGGUAUGGUGAAGCACUGCGCCAUGUUUCCCUUGAUAGUCUGUACGACCUGGUACACGGCCGCUUGCUAUUUCGCACGCAAGGCUUCAUCGCGGGUGAACACGCAGCCCGCGACCCGGAUCUUGGCAAAGCGAUGACCUUGUCUAUCAUAGCGACCUAUAGUCCUAGGCCGAGUUCAGACUAUCUCACGGCAUUUGAUGUCGCAGAGGGACUGCGUACCCUUCUGGGCAGCCGAUACACGUCUUUUGAGGAUACUCUUACGGGGCGCAUUACUGAUGACAGAGUAAGAAUCAUGAGAUCGCUUAUGAAAUUCCUAGCACGGAGAGGCGUGUGCUUCGGGGAUGGGCCGAGAUGGCGUCAGGAUGACUUGAGUGAGGUGUGCGAACGUUGGCUCAUCGAAACCUAUUCUUUUACCUGA
Neoarthrinium moseri is the source of this 1215-nucleotide messenger RNA. RefSeq lists its product as uncharacterized. The record is from RefSeq and is a predicted model, not a curated record. The coding region runs from base 1 to 1215 and encodes 404 amino acids. NCBI's taxonomy places the organism in Eukaryota, Fungi, Ascomycota, Sordariomycetes, Amphisphaeriales, Apiosporaceae. The transcript is spliced from 4 exons.